GCGCGGUCACAUUGGUAAUAGCAAAUGUGAUUUCUUAAGUUCCCUUAAAUGGAUUUUACACAAUAAAAACUAGGAAUUAAGCAAAGUUAGUGCGAAACCAUAAUGCCGCCUACGAUUAACAAUUCGGCGGUUAACAGUGCCGCCGAAAAACGACCCCAGCGGCAAACAGAGCGCAAAUCGGAGAUCAUUUGCCGCGUUAAAUAUGGAAACACCCUGCCGGACAUACCCUUUGACUUGAAGUUCCUGCAAUAUCCCUUUGACAGCCACCGCUUCGUGCAGUACAAUCCCACGUCGCUGGAACGGAACUUCAAGUACGACGUGCUGACGGAGCACGAUUUGGGAGUCACGGUGGACCUGAUCAACCGGGAGCUCUAUCAGGCCGACUCCAUGACCCUGCUGGACCCCGCCGAUGAAAAACUACUGGAAGAGGAGACCUUGACACCCACGGACUCUGUGCGUUCCCGACAGCACUCUAGAACAGUGUCCUGGCUGCGCAAAUCCGAGUACAUCUCCACGGAGCAGACGCGCUUCCAGCCCCAGAACCUGGAGAACAUCGAGGCGAAGGUGGGCUACAACGUCAAAAAGUCGCUCAGAGAGGAGACACUCUAUCUGGACCGCGAUGCCCAGAUUAAGGCCAUCGAGAAGACCUUUAGCGACACCAAGAGCGAAAUCACCAAGCACUACUCCAAACCCAACGUGGUGCCAGUGGAGGUGCUGCCUAUAUUCCCCGACUUCACCAACUGGAAAUACCCCUGCGCCCAGGUCAUCUUCGACAGCGAUCCGGCACCCGUGGGCAAGAAUGUGCCCGCCCAGCUGGAGGAGAUGUCGCAGGCUAUGAUUCGUGGUGUGAUGGACGAGAGCGGCGAACAAUUUGUCGCCUACUUCCUGCCUACGGAGCAGACGCUGGAGAAGCGUCGCACCGACUUUGUCGCCGGAGAGCUGUAUAAGGAGGAGGAGGAGUACGAGUAUAAGAUUGCCCGAGAGUACAACUGGAACGUGAAGACCAAGGCUUCCAAGGGCUACGAGGAGAACUACUUCUUUGUGAUGCGGCAGGACGGCAUCUACUACAACGAGCUGGAGACGCGUGUGCGCCUCAACAAGCGUCGAGUGAAGGUCGGCCAACAACCCAACAAUACCAAGCUGGUUGUCAAGCAUCGUCCUUUGGACGGCAUGGAACAUCGCAUGCAGCGCUAUCGCGAGCGCCAGCUAGAGGUUCCUGGCGAGGAAGAGGAGGUUGAGGAGGAAUUGGAAGAGGAAGAGGAGCAGACCCAGGUUAUAGGCGUGACGGAGAAGACGGUCGAGAGUGCUUCCGGCGGUACACAGGCAGCAGAUGGUGGGGAUUCACCCGCCCAAGUAGCCCGCGAUCGCAAGUCCCGGUCUCGAACUCGCAGUCGUAGCGGAUCCAGUUCGGGAUCGGGCUCAGGCUCCAGAUCUCGGGCCAGCAGCCGCUCAAAGUCUGGCUCUCGAUCAGGUAGUGGUUCCCGAUCACGCUCCAAUUCGCCGGCAGGAUCCAAGAAGUCCGGAUCAAGAUCAAGAUCGGGUUCACGUUCCAGGUCCCGGUCAAAGUCCGGCUCGCGCUCUCGUUCUCGUUCUCGCUCCAAGUCCGGCUCUCGAUCCCGUUCGGGAUCCAGGUCUGGCUCUGGAUCUCGAUCGCCCAGCCGUUCGCGCAGUGGCUCACCCACUGGAUCCGGAUCCAGUUCUGGGAGCGGUUCGGAUGAAUAGAUAAGUUUAAAAGACCGUUUCAUGUUAAACAAGAUUGUAAUCAAACAAUGAAGGGUGUACUUUUAAAUAAUCACUAAUAACUGGAUACAAAUAUAAUUUUAGAACAUAAACUAAUUUUCAAGAUCUUUAAUAAGUAAAUUUGGAGUUUCCAAAAAACA
This is a messenger RNA of Drosophila subpulchrella, 1880 nucleotides long. It is a transcript of the gene atms, whose product is annotated as RNA polymerase II-associated factor 1 homolog. Gene Ontology annotation, biological process: transcription elongation by RNA polymerase II. Gene Ontology annotation, molecular function: RNA polymerase II complex binding; chromatin binding. NCBI's taxonomy places the organism in Eukaryota, Metazoa, Arthropoda, Insecta, Diptera, Drosophilidae. The record is from RefSeq and is a predicted model, not a curated record. Bases 103 to 1722 code for a protein of 539 amino acids. Gene Ontology annotation, cellular component: Cdc73/Paf1 complex. The transcript has 3 exons.